AUGAGAACGUUCUUUUUGGCGUUAUGUAUUUAUUUAAUAUUGGUAUUUUGUUUUGCUAAAGGAAAUCCCACUUCAAGACGUUACCAAGAUGGAGUAAUAAUCGACAACAAAUUGUAUGUGUUUGCGGGACGACAAACAUCAAACCCACUAAUCUUAAAUCAGACAGCGGACAUGAAUGAACUUUGGAUACUAAACUUAAAUCAAUCGUUUGAUGUAUCUUCACCACCAUGGCUUCGUGGUCCUUCAACAAAUGCUCCAAGAGUUGCAUACCACACAGUCAAUGUUGGCGGCGCAGAGAACGAGCUACUAGUAAUCUACGGUGGUGAAACUCUAGAUUCAAUGGAAACGUCAUAUGCUGUAUUUGAUACCAAGUCACAAAAUUGGUCGACCCCUCUUUUCAAUACAAGCCAGAUAAAUCGAAGACAAAAACAUACAGGUGUCACGAACUUCAAUGAUUCUACGAUAAUUUUUUAUGGUGGAGCAAGUUUUUCGAAUCCUCCAGUAGGCAAUAACUUGUUUGUAGUAAAUACGAGCUCAAAUCCGUGGUCUAUAUAUAAUUUACCAGCCGGCCCUGAGUCUAGGGCAUUUCAUACUUCGACACUUUUAAGUGAUGGCAAGAUGUAUGUGAUAGGUGGUGUUACAGACCUCGCUAACAAUAAACUUGCAACAUUGGAUCUAAUUCUCGUAUUCGAUCUAAGGACAAGUCAAUGGAGUCAAGCGCCAGUGAAUGGCACCGUCGUUCCGCCGGGACGAUUCUUGCAUAAAGCAGUUGGCACGGGAGAUGAUAAAAUUAUAAUUUACGGAGGAACAACGGAUUUUGACUAUUUUACUGGUACUUUUAACGAUCUCUACGUCUUGGAUACGACGACUAAUCCAUACACUUGGACAAACAUAACAACAAAAGGAAUCAUUCCUAUUGCUCGAUCUUGUCACACAAUGGUUAUGGCGGGAACAAAUUUAAUUAUAACUUUUGGGAGACAUGCGGAUGAAUUGAAAGAUGGAUUUCCAAACAAUACGUUAGUGCUCGAUACCACAACGUAUACAUGGCAAACAACAUACACACCCAACAAACUAGAACUCACCACGCCUCCCAAACCUAACAUCUCAAACAAAACGAACACUAGUACAACUACGCCAUUACCAACUUUAGCUCCAAGCAGUGAGCAAAAUGGUGUCGGUGUGGACAGUGGCAAUGAAAAUGGCAACACAAAAAUAAUUAUAGGCGUUGUGAUUAGCAUAUCAAGUGUCAUUCUGAUUGGUGUUGGGUUAUUCUUUUUCAAACGACGACGUCAGGAUAAAAAUAAUGAAACUAAUAAUGAACUAGAUCACGUAUUAACGAUAGAAGAAACCACCGUUGGUCGUUGA
Messenger RNA from Ambispora leptoticha, 1365 nucleotides. The record is from the annotation of a GenBank genome assembly. Lineage: Eukaryota; Fungi; Glomeromycota; Glomeromycetes; Archaeosporales; Ambisporaceae.